AUGGUGUCCGGCGACGAUUCAAAUGGUGGCCGUUUGUCGCGUAAAACUACGAGGUCCCCGAACCGCGAGUGUAACUUGGAAGUUGUGGUGAAAGACGGUAUAGUGUCGACAGAACUUGCUGCAAGUGAAGAAAUGUCUCAUAUACACAAUGUGGGUCCGGGGGACCCUUUGCUGGCCAAGCAGAAACAUCACCAUCGAAAAGCUUUCGAGUAUAUUUCAAAGGCGUUGAAAAUUGAUGAAGAAAACGAGGGCCAAAAGGAACUAGCUAUCGAGCUAUACAAGAAAGGCAUUUAUGAGUUGGAACGAGGAAUCGCCGUGGACUGCUGGGGCGGCCGUGGCGACGCCUGGCAGAGAGCACAACGAUUACACGACAAAAUGAAAACCAACCUCGGAAUGGCGAAAGACCGACUUCACUUCCUUGCGAACCUUGUCGCGCUCAGUAAGUUGGGCGUAGAGAGUGAGGCCGACAGAAGCGACAAAAAGCCAACGGAGUCGCCUCUAAAGGCGCGAAGGCCGUUAGAGAAGUCGAAGACGACGUUACUCGCGCACACAGAAAGUAACAGUGGUCAAACGAAGCCACCGAACGAAGUCGCAGGCCGCAAGCUCACGACAGCCGGUCGAAGGGUACCAAGCAGUGGGGGCGGGCCGCUUAUGAAGUCCCAAACGCUGCCCAGGUCAAUGGGCAGGUCUUCGUCACAACCUAACAAUACCAACGGGGGUUACAAUAGAUACCCAAUGAAGCCAGUGUCUACACCGCCAGCUGUGAAAAGACAACUAUCUGUUCCUUCCAACGGCUCUCCGGUUCGGCGAGUAGUCGGCGGCGGUUCACAACGUGGCACGCCAACGAGAAGUCGGACCCCGCAACCAGCGCUGUCAGUCAGAGGCGUGGACCCUAAGCUGGUGCAAUUGAUACUGGAUGAGAUCGUUGAAGGUGGACCGAAGGUUCAAUGGGACGAUAUCGCCGGACAAGAUGCGGCGAAACAAGCUUUAAAAGAGAUGGUCGUUCUGCCGUCACUGAGGCCUGAACUCUUCACUGGUCUGAGGUCUCCUGCUAAAGGACUGCUGCUUUUUGGACCUCCAGGAAAUGGUAAAACUUUAUUAGCGAGGUGUGUCGCAGCGGAGUGCUCGGCGACAUUCUUCUCAAUAUCGGCGGCGACGCUCACGAGCAAGUACGUUGGAGAAGGGGAGAAGAUGGUUCGAGCUCUUUUCCAAGUAGCAAGAGAAUUGCAGCCUUCAAUAAUAUUUGUGGACGAAGUAGACUCUCUUCUUUGCGAGAGAUCUUCAGGAGAACACGAAGCUUCUAGAAGACUGAAAACAGAAUUUCUAGUAGAAUUUGAUGGACUACCCGCUGCUGGAGCGGACAGACUCAUAGUCAUGGCAGCCACCAACAGGCCUCAGGAACUCGACGAGGCUGCACUCAGGCGGUUCCCGAAGCGCGUGUACGUGUCGUUGCCGGACAUGCGCACGCGCAUGUCGUUAGUGCGCGGCAUGCUGGCGCGCGGGGCCGCGGCCGCCUCGCUCAUCGACGACGAGCUGGCGCGCCUCGCCGCGCUCACCGACGGGUACAGUGGCAGCGACCUCGCCGCGCUCUGCAGGGACGCCGCGCUCGGACCUAUACGGGAACUUGACCCGGAAGAGGUGAAGUGCCUGGACCUGUCGCUGGUACGCAGCAUCACGUAUCAGGACUUCAUAGAUGCGCUUAAGAGGAUCAGACCCUCGGUUUCUCCCCAUAGUCUCGCUGCGUACGAAAAGUGGUCUGUGCAGUACGGAGACCUUGGACUAUGA
Messenger RNA from Arctia plantaginis, 1785 nucleotides. The record is from the annotation of a GenBank genome assembly. Lineage: Eukaryota; Metazoa; Arthropoda; Insecta; Lepidoptera; Erebidae.